This is a messenger RNA of Trichoderma harzianum CBS 226.95, 1593 nucleotides long. RefSeq lists its product as hypothetical. The record is from RefSeq and is a predicted model, not a curated record. The transcript is spliced from 2 exons. NCBI's taxonomy places the organism in Eukaryota, Fungi, Ascomycota, Sordariomycetes, Hypocreales, Hypocreaceae. The coding region runs from base 104 to 1222 and encodes 372 amino acids.
UGUGGACAUUGUAGCAUGUUGUGGUGGUUGUAGUUAACAAGUGUCGUACCUCUGCGCCCUGCAUGAUCCAUCCAUCAUACAACACUUGAUCAGCAUCAGCAAAAUGGUCAGGUGUGUUGUAGGCCUUGGCCCCCAGAAAAUCACCAGGUUGCCCCUAGCUAGGGGGACUGAAGCAGUCGAUUUCAGCGAGAAUCCUAGCGGUAGGACGGUCGGGAUAUACUUCGGUCUCAUAUUCUUCAAGUGGCAGACACAAGACCUCCAGACAAGCCUAUACCAAAGACUAGAUGAGAUCCAGCACCUUGAGAGCGACUGUGACGAGAAUCUACGCAACACCGGGCACGAUGCCUAUUCCGCCAUCGAACAUGUGGUUACGGAAUUACUGACGAUCGAGCGGGGUUCGGCUCGUAUUGAGCGAGUCGACAAAAGUAUGGUAGUGAAGCUAGACCUGGUAACAACGCGGUUUAGCCACCUAUGCGAACUCGGCAGGCAAGUUGUGUGGACCGUUGGUACGAGGGCGACCAUGUGCAUGGCUGACGGCGACAAUGCCACGCGCUUCGUGUUCACACUCGAAAGUGAGAUGAGAGCGCUGGAAAUACAGCGCGCGGCCGUCCGUGAUACCAAGAUAGAGCACGAGAAGAGCUUGCGUCUCUACCAAGCACUCGAGGGCGAGAGGCAGCGGAGGGUUUACCUCGCGCGUGACGCAGCCUCGAGCUGGAGUAAUAGGUUCCUUGGUUUCUUUAGUAGAAGCACCAGAGAGCGGCUGAAACGGGACGUCGAGGAGGCUGAGCAACGGCUGCAUAGGAAUCUAUACCAGCAAAGAGCGGCGUGCGAUAGCAUCGAGGCUUUGCACCGUCUUGAGAUGUUUCAUAAAGAGACUUGGACGGGCAUGGGAAAUCUCCGGGAUAAGGCCCAGAGUGUUGCAGGAAGCUUCAAGCAUGAGUUCAAGCGUGUCACAGAGGUCAAGGAGGUUAAAGACAGGGUGUUUGAAAAUCUGCUGAAUCUUCGGAACAAGAUACAGGAUCCAGAGUUUCGCACGACGAGGGACAGCUCCCUGCGCCUUGUGAUGGAGCUGUUUCGUACCGAUGACGAUAGCUGGUGUGGCCAGGGCUGCCUCGGUUUCCUUGAGCAGAAGAUCACUGAGGCUAUUUGUACUAGGAGGCUAGAGGCGGAGGAAGAGGUGACGACCACGCCAGUACUGGUGGUGGAUGCUUCAGAUUUUUAGGAGGCGCCUUCUAGGAAUCGUCAUUAUGGGUGGAGGUUUGUUGUGUGUAAAUUCGAUAUAAGGCUGAUCGAUUGAUAUUACAUCACAUUAUUUCUAGGGGCAGAAUUGUUGUCCGGACCGGAGCUUGCCGAAUCCUCGUGCCGGGGCGAGCUUCCUGGAUCUUUUUCCCUUUUUCAGGCGCCCGGCUCCUCAGCUCCGAUCCCAUCAUCAGAUCUGCCCCGCCAGCACCACAACAUCAAAACUACAGGUACAUACUACGAUUGUGAAAGGAGUCGCAACAUCAAUGUCAGUGAAUCCGGAAUUAUAUUAAAGAAUUGCCAACCAUCUGCCUCGAAUGAAUAGAAAGUGGUGCUGAAAAUCGCCUGCAAUAG